This is a messenger RNA of Macrobrachium nipponense, 810 nucleotides long. Its product is annotated as basic proline-rich protein-like. The transcript has a single exon. Bases 1 to 810 code for a protein of 269 amino acids. The record is from RefSeq and is a predicted model, not a curated record. Lineage: Eukaryota; Metazoa; Arthropoda; Malacostraca; Decapoda; Palaemonidae.
AUGUCCCGGCACACACGGUUGACUUUGCCCACUCAUCCCGGCACCCGUGGCAGUCCUUGCCCGCAUGCCCCGGUACCCAUGGCAGACCUUGCCCGCCCAUCCUGGAACCUGUGGUGCAUCUUGCCUGCCUGUCCUGGGACAUGUGGAGGACCUUACUCACCCAUCCCGGGAUAUGUGGCGUGCCUCGCUCGCCAGUCCCAGGACAUGUGGUGCACCUUGCCUGCCUGUCCCGGGACCCGUGGCGGGUCUCGCCCACCCAUCCUGGAACUUGUGGCAGGCCUCGCCCGCCAGUCCCGGGACCCGUGGCGGGCCUCUCCCACCAAUCCCAGGACACGUUGCGAACCUCACCUGCCCGUCCCGGGGCCCGUGGGUGCCUCACCCCCUAGUCCCAGGACAUGUGGCAGACCUCACCCACCCGUCACAGGGCCCAUGGCGCGCCUCGACUGCCAGUCCGAGGACAUGUGGCGGACCUCACCCGCCCGUCCCAGGACAUGUAUUGCACCUUGCCCGCCAGUCCCAGGACAUGUGGCAGACCUCACCUGCCCAUCCCGGGACCAGUGGCGCGCCUCGCCUGCCAGUCCCAGGACCCGUAUUGCACCUCGCACGCCAGUCCCAGGACCCGUUGCGGACCUCACCCGCCCAUCCCAGCGCUCCUCACCCGCCAAUCCCAGGACACGUGGCAGACCUCACCUGUCCAUCCCAGGACCCAUGGUGCACCUCGACCGCCAGUCCCAGGACAUGUGGAUGACCUCGUCUGCCCAUCCCGGGACCCGUGGCGGGUCUCACCCACCCAUCCCGCCAGUUCCCUGA